Messenger RNA from Alternaria atra, 1449 nucleotides. RefSeq lists its product as uncharacterized. Gene Ontology annotation, molecular function: transmembrane transporter activity. NCBI's taxonomy places the organism in Eukaryota, Fungi, Ascomycota, Dothideomycetes, Pleosporales, Pleosporaceae. The record is from RefSeq and is a predicted model, not a curated record. The coding region runs from base 1 to 1449 and encodes 482 amino acids. Gene Ontology annotation, biological process: transmembrane transport. Gene Ontology annotation, cellular component: membrane. The transcript has 5 exons.
AUGGCGGUACAGCAAUCCGAGCCCGUGGAGGGUCUAGGAUCUUCCGUGCCAGAUCACACCGCAGACCCCAUCGAUGAGAAAUUCCAGGACCAGCAUACUGAGUAUGAGGAGAAGGUUCAGGUUAAAGCUGACUAUUCUGGGGCCGUGGCCAAGACAAGCCCCGAGGAGAAGAAGCUCGUUAGGAAGUUGGACAUCUGGAUCAUGGCAAACCGCAACGCCAUCACUCUCGCUCGUCUCAAUGGCUUUCAAAAGGACCUCGGACUCACCAGUUCCCAAUAUAGCACUGCUAUUUCUCUCCUGUUCGUCGGAUACAUCCUUGGACAAAUACCUAGCAACAUGAUUAUCACUCGGGUAAGACCUUCGUGGUACAUGGGUAUCUGCAUGAUGGGCUGGGCGAUUGUAAGUGGACUUACGGCCAUCGUGCACAACUACACCGGCAUCGUGCUUGUGCGCUUCUUCUUGGGCGUAGUCGAGGCCCCGUACUACCCAGGAGCACUCUACCUCUUAAGCAUCUUUUACACGAGAAAGGAGAUUGCGACACGCAUCAGCAUUCUCUAUUCUGGCAACAUCCUCGCGUCGUCCUUUGCAGGACUCAUUGCCCUUGGCGUCUUCAAACUCGAUAACGUCCAUGGCAUCAGCGGAUGGCGGUGGCUUUUCAUAAUACAGGGAAUCGUCACCUUUGUCAUCGCCGUAGCAGCCUGCUUUAUCCUCCCUGACGAGCCUCUAAUCACAUGGUGGCUCAACCCCGAAGAACGCCAACUUGCGCACGCUCGGGUGGCAAGAGACACGGUUGGCCACUCCGCCGACGUCUCCAUGCUUGCCGGCCUCAAGGAAGCUAUCCGCGACCCUAAAGUUUGGGUAUUCGUAUACAUGCAACACCUUCACAUCGCGACCAACGGAUUCAAAAACUUCAUGCCGACGAUUGUUAAUACGCUAGGCUUUUCACAGGAAGUCACACUUGUAUUAACAUGCCCACCGUACUUGAUAGCAGGGGCAUUCUCCGUCGCAUGGGCCAUAUCAUCUGGUCAUUACAACGAGCGCACCUGGCACAUUACCAUCGCUAAAGGCGUGGCUGUCUUUGGAUUCGUGCUUGGCUGCGCGACUAUCAAUGUAGGCGCGAGAUACUUCGCCAUGUGCGUUUUCACUAUUGGCACGUACGGCGUUAACAGCAUUAUCCUUGGAUGGGUGUCCUCGACGUGUGGGCAGACGAGGGAGAAGAAAUCUGCUGCUUUGGCUAUCGCCAACGUCGCGGCUACCCUCAGCUUGAUCUGGACUCCCUAUAUCUGGCCAGAAUGGUCGGAGCCGCGGUUCGUCUUCCCCUUGUCGAUGAGUGCUGGUAUGGCACUGAUGUGUGCGGCGGGCGCGUGGUUCAUGCGCUGGUGGUUAAUUCGGGAGAAUAGGAGGAUCAAGAGCUCAAACUCUGAGACUACAAUGUUCUACGCCUAUUGA